AUGGAGUGCAACAAGGAUGAGGCCACCAGAGCUAAAGAAAUUGCCAAGCGGAAGUUUAUUGAAGAGGACACUUUGGGUGUGAAGAAGUUUGCUUUGAAAGCCCAAAAUUUGUUUCCUUCCCUUGAAGGUAUUCCUCAAAUGAUAGCAACACUUGACAUAUAUAUUUCAGCCGAUAAUAAAGUAAAAGGAGAAGCAGAUUGGUAUGGUAUACUUGGUGUAAGCCCCCAUGCUGAUGAUGAUACAGUUCAGAAACAUUAUAGAAAGCUAGCUCUCAUGCUUCACCCUGACAAGAACAAAUCCAUCGGAGCCGACGGGGCUUUUAAACUUAUUUCGGAGGCGUGGAGUAUACUGUCCGACAAGGCUAGAAGGGCAGCUUAUGAUGAGAAGAUAAAUGCAAGAGCACAGAAAGGCUCGGCCAUUUUCGGUGGUUCGUCAGCAAAAGCGACUGCAAAUGGGGCUAACAAUAGUAAAAAGAAAACACCUUCAAUGGGAAAGUCUCAGAAGAAUACUGCUAAAGAAAAUACAUCGUCUUCCAAUAAAUCUAAAUCCACAUUUUGGACUACUUGCAAACGCUAUAAAAUGCAAUACGAAUAUCUCAGAGUUUAUCUUAACCUUAAACUCGUGUGUCCCAGCUGCCAUGAAGCAUUUUUGGCUGUAGAAACUGAUCCGCCUCUUGCAAGUGGUAUCAGACCUGGAACAUCGUGGAUUUUUAAACAAAAGUACGAUAACGAAGGACCUAACAAAAGCAAAUCUGUUGGAAAGAACAACACGGCACCUCCAAAUGAUGGAGCAAAGUCUAACAAGAACAGCUUCCAGUGGGCUCCAUUCUCUAAAACUUCCGGUGUUUCUGAUGUGACUCAAGCGGCAAAUGUAGUUCAGCAGGCAUAUGAUAAGGUGAGGCGUGACUGUGAGGAGGCACAAGCAGCUAACAAGAGGAAAUAA
Lathyrus sativus (Indian pea) is the source of this 942-nucleotide messenger RNA. The record is from the annotation of a GenBank genome assembly. NCBI's taxonomy places the organism in Eukaryota, Viridiplantae, Streptophyta, Magnoliopsida, Fabales, Fabaceae.